Messenger RNA from Synchiropus splendidus (mandarinfish), 2232 nucleotides. It is a transcript of the gene srsf1a, whose product is annotated as serine and arginine rich splicing factor 1a. Gene Ontology annotation, cellular component: nucleus; cytoplasm; ribonucleoprotein complex. Gene Ontology annotation, molecular function: mRNA binding. The transcript has 4 exons. NCBI's taxonomy places the organism in Eukaryota, Metazoa, Chordata, Actinopteri, Syngnathiformes, Callionymidae. Bases 217 to 954 code for a protein of 245 amino acids. The record is from RefSeq and is a predicted model, not a curated record.
GCCGAGGCGAAGGAGCGUCGUGUGCGGGGAGAUUAAGGGGCACCGAGCGCCACGGAGCGGGACCGCCUGUCUGGGAACUCAUUCAGGAGAAGCGAACAACUGCGGUGUUUUGGUUUUACGAGCCUCUUUUUCGGCCCGUAGCCGCCUCUUCUUUCCGUUCCGAGUGUUUCUACACACACGAGCGCGGCGCAAGCAUCGACGCGCGUGCCUGCCGUCAUGGCCGGAGUUGUGCGAGGCCCCGCGGGGAACAACGACUGUCGGAUUUACGUCGGAAACCUGCCUCCUGACAUCCGCACCAAAGACGUCGAGGAUGUCUUCUACAAGUACGGGACUAUCCGGGAUAUCGACCUGAAGAACAGAAGAGGCGGACCCCCGUUCGCCUUUAUUGAGUUCGAAGAUCCCAGGGACGCCGAUGACGCAGUGUACGGCCGCGAUGGUUACGACUACGAUGGCUACAGGCUGCGCGUGGAGUUUCCACGGAGCGGCCGAGGCUCCAGGGGCGGUUUUGGCGGGAUCGGUGGAGCCGCCAGAGGCAGAUAUGGACCCCCCUCCAGACGGUCUGAGUACAGGGUCAUUGUGUCAGGGCUCCCACAGAGUGGCAGCUGGCAGGACCUGAAGGACCACAUGCGUGAAGCCGGCGACGUUUGCUACGCUGAUGUUUACAGGGAUGGAACCGGAGUUGUAGAGUUUGUGCGCAAAGAAGAUAUGACCUAUGCCGUUCGAAAACUGGACAACACCAAAUUCCGCUCUCACGAGGGAGAGACCGCUUACAUUCGUGUGAAAUUAGACGGUCCCCGCAGCCCCAGUUACGGACGCUCACGCUCCCGCAGCCGAGGCAGCCGCAGCAGGAGUCGCAGCCGCAGCGCCAGCCGCAGUCGAAGCGAUUCCCGGGACCGCGGCAGAGGAUCUCCCCGCUACUCGCCACGUCAAAGCCGCUCCCGCUCCCGAUCCUAAGCCUUUGAUACGCUGUCCUGUGAUGUACACCCCGCUGUUUUUACCGCCUAUCAGUUUCUCCAGAUGUCAAGAGUUUUAAUUUUUUGCAUUUCAUUGUCCUAGUGUCCCUGUGUGUGAUAUUGGUAUUUAGCUGGACCCUCCUGCCCCCCUCUCUCUCUCUCUCCACCUCCUCUCCAACUGCUUUGUCCUUUUUUUGUUUUCCUCCUUCCCUUUAUUUUCGCCAGUAUAGGAACUGUUUUGAACUUCAAAAACGUUGAGUUGUCCGAGCCACUCAGUGUUUUUGCAAGUGUCCAAAUGAGCUGUUGUGUGCUUUUGUUUUGUUUUUACUAGCCCCUGGGUGGAUUUCUGAGGACGGGCUGUUUGGAUGAGGAACCCAAUAACUGUAUUUUACCCUUGUGUCUUCCUUUAGAAAACUGAAGAGAAGGAUUAAAGUGAUUUGGAAUAAAACCAUUGUGGAGCACAUUUCAUUUGUAUGGUCAGGAUAGGACACAAUUGAGGAGCGUUCAGGUCGAGGCAAUGGUACGCUUCCUAUUCCAUCAAUUGAUCCUUUUGCUUUUUGAUGCAUGUGAUGCAAGCUUUCAUUAACCCCUGUACUUUUGUUAGAGACUUUUUACCAUGUUAUCAGACUGGUGUAAACACAGUCCUAGACACAGUGUUGUGAUGUAAGUGUAAAGAUCUUUGGUGUCCAGUGUAAAAAAACAAAAAAAAAAAGUGCCCACUUAAGUAUCGGCUUUGGUUAAGUUCAGGAAGGUUUUUUUUUUGUGCUCGGUGGCUUUUUUUUUUUUUAUUAAGUUAGAGAAAAACAUGGAAAAAUUGGCCCAAAAUUUUGACGUUUUAUUCUAACGGUCUGCCUCUGAUUUUCUUCCUGGUAUUUCAAGGUUUUGAUUGGACGAGUGGAUCCCAAUCCGUGGAGCUGGAUGAGUGGAUCGAUUAGGAAAGGGAUAGGCAAGGAUGGAUGCUCGGAACGGGAUCAGUUUUCCAGGAGUCAAAUUUUGUUUUCAGAACUAAUUAAAAGGAGUCCCGGAGCAACCUUUUUUUUUUUUCUCUCUCUCUUCCCCCCACCCCCCACCCUGCCUAUCUUACGUUUUUGAGAGAUAAUGGCUUUACUUACAAGAAAACAGAGGACCAGGAAGUUGGAUCAAAGGAUGGAAUCGUAGAUGCCUGGUAUGGGGGAAAUGGAAAUGUUGGGUGGGGGGGUAUCAUUUGGGGAUGUAGUUUGUAUCUAUUUUGCUUAAUCUGACUUUUUCUCUCUUAGCAUUUUCAAUAAAAACAAAACAA